AUGAACGUAGUGGCCAUCGAGAAAUCGUUAUUGAAUGGGCACUGGGACAACUCUUUUCCUCAUACUCCGUUGGUGGAUGUCGCUCAAGCUGUUGUAAGAGGCCGCUUCGGCGAAGCUCUCACAUCUUCCUAUGCUCAACAAUUAUUUCAAUUCAGACUCGCCGAUACGUUAAAGAAUUCCUUCAAUAUAUCUGCGUCGCUGAUGCAGGAUGGACCACAGAACGAGCUUUUGCGCUUGGCUCUCGCCGUAGCCUGCCUUCACGCCUUCCUCCAGGUCAACUGGACCGGCCCUGAUCUAGACUUCCAGCCUCUAGAUAUUUUAUCGCAAACAGAAUCUCAUGAUCUUUCAAACGAAACUCUCAAUGGACUCGCCAUCUCCGAACUUGCGCUUGGUGGAGAACCUGCAUAUCAUCUUGCGCAGCAUGCAAUAUUUCUGCGUCUCGCUCAGAUCCUCUUGGACGCUCCCUACCAUCACUGCCAGACUGCCAUUUGGUGGCGUCUGCGAGCUCAUCUUGUUCACCAGCAAGUGAUUGACGAACCCGUAAUACUUCCGGAUAAUGAUAUGACGACCUUUGAACACUGGCAAAGCCCAUUUGCCUUGGAUAGUCCUGAUUUGAAUGGCCGAUUGCUUUUAGAGCACGGCUUACUACAUCACAUAUUCCAGCAAGAUAAAAUUGCAGCUGAAUACUUCGUCAAGGCAGCUCGGGCUACCGAUCUACAGUACGAACUGACUGGUGCGCUUGGUAAGCGUACCAAGUUUCAGCAAACCGAACUCAGUCAGCUUGUGCUACUGGCAGAAAGUCAUCUCCCAGAUGUGAACCCCGAAAAGACGGAGGUCUUGUCCACGAAUGAGCCGGACCAAGCCGUCGUUCCCGAGACGCUUGCUCUGAAUGAUGAUACUCUGCUUGAAAAAACCGAGUUCACAUCAUCCAGACCAUUAGCUGAUCCAUCCUCGUCUUCUCUCUAUCGUAUCGAUCCCUCGAAUCAACCGCCGCUACACCCAUUGGACCAAUGCAUACUCCUCUCCCUCUGUCUCAACGUUCGGAACACUUCCCCUUUGCAUGGUCUAACCUCCGAGCAAAUGUCUCCUUACGUGGCCCGGGUCAUCUCUCACCCUCGCAAUUGGACCAUACACACAAUGGCACUUCUUCUCCGCUCCAGACUAGAGGCUAAUCGUACACGAACAGUGGAACGCUCCACACUACAACUACAAGCACUCGUAGACCAGAUGCCUGCAACUGACGUUGAAGCUGCUCCAGUCUCUGAGCGUUUACGCUAUCUACACUCUAUAUCCCUUCCUCCAAAAUGGGAACUUGAACGGGAGCUCGCCAAUCGCUUCAUUAGUCUCGGAGUGAUCAGAUCAGCCUUGGAUAUCUAUGAGCGUUUAGAAAUGUGGGAGGAGGUUGUGAAAUGUCAUGUAUCAUUGGACCGACCGGAUCGAGGAAUUACGAUCGUAAAGGAUCUGCUUGCGGGAAACAAAGUCGAGUCGGAGGCCGUCAUAUCGCGGGAGAAAGCAUCUGGCACUGUGGAUUCUAUGAAGAGACUUCAAAGGUUCGAUUCCGUCAGGGAAGCAAAAUUGUGGUGUAUCUUGGGCGACAUCGAGCCGGAACAUGCCGUGGAACACUACAAGCGGGCUUGGGGAAUUUCGAAAAAUACCUCUGGUCGGGCUAUGCGCUCUUUGGGCGGGUUCUAUUUUGCGAGAGCAGAAUACGGACUCGCUAGGGAAUGCUUACAAAAAUCCGUGAAAAUUGAGCCGCUACUUUCCAAGUCCUGGUUCAUUCUUGGUUGUGCUUGCAUGCGUUUGGAGGACUGGCAAGGUGCGAAGGAGGCAUUUGCUCGUUGUGUAACAAUAGACGAGGAGGACGGCGAGAGUUGGAGUAAUUUAGCAAGCAUGUAUUUGAGGAUUGAACAGUCCAACAAGGAUGGUGAUUCUGCAGAUACCACCGUUGUUUCUCAUGAUAACAAACAACUCGCUUUUAGAGCGCUCAAGGAAGGUCUCAGAAGGAGCUACGACAACUGGCGAAUGUGGUCUAAUUACAUGAUCAUCGCCGUCGACGUAGGGGAACUUGCAGAGGCAUGUCGAGCCUUAGGGCGCGUUGUUGAAGAGACGAGCAAUCAGGCAGGCGGCGUCGUUCUUGACGAAGAUGUCCUCGACCGACUAGUCAAUGCCGUUACUCGCGCACCUUCCGAUCCACAGGAAGCGGUGGCCAUCUCAAAUAGCGACCAGGUUCAAUAUUCAUUGAACCCGAACGAAGGACACGGUCUCUUACCUCGUGUGCUUGAUUUAUUCGACCGCAUCAUUCUCCCUCGUGUCUCAUCCACUAGAGUAUUCCGUGCCUAUGCCCGAUUACUAACAUGGAUGGGACGAUGGGAAGAUACUAUGAAGGCGUGGAUGGACGCCUACAGAGAAAGUGAUGCUGGGAAGUUGACGAGAGGCGAACUUGAUACGGUAGCUGUAGUCGGUGAUGACAUGGGAAGGCGGGUAUGGAGAGAUGCAGUCGGGGAAGUUGAAGAGAUCGUUGAUAUUCUCCGGAAUGUCGGCGCUCGGCUAGCGAGUAGUAGUGCAAAGAAGUGGAGAUUACAGGCGAAAAGUGUUGUUAGAAGCUUCAUGGCGAGGACCAGGGAGAAUUUCGAGGAUGAUUCUGAAUGGAUCAGACUGGAGGAGUUGCUGGAUGGGUUAAAGUAG
Molecule: messenger RNA, 2685 nt
Organism: Lentinula edodes (shiitake mushroom)
Lineage: Eukaryota; Fungi; Basidiomycota; Agaricomycetes; Agaricales; Omphalotaceae
Product: tetratricopeptide repeat domain 27
Exons: 2
Coding region: 1-2685 (894 amino acids)
Molecular function (GO): protein binding
Source: RefSeq, a predicted model, not a curated record